This is a messenger RNA of Exophiala mesophila, 1716 nucleotides long. RefSeq lists its product as uncharacterized. The transcript has 7 exons. The record is from RefSeq and is a predicted model, not a curated record. NCBI's taxonomy places the organism in Eukaryota, Fungi, Ascomycota, Eurotiomycetes, Chaetothyriales, Herpotrichiellaceae. Gene Ontology annotation, biological process: phenol-containing compound metabolic process. The coding region runs from base 1 to 1716 and encodes 571 amino acids. Gene Ontology annotation, molecular function: glycosaminoglycan binding; arylsulfatase activity; N-acetylglucosamine-6-sulfatase activity.
AUGGCACAGCUCUCGUUAUUCCGAUCGCUAUGGGCAUUUCUCGCUUUGAUGUUGGUAGUGGGGCAAGCCACCACCCCAAAGCGACCUAAUGUCAUCCUCAUCAUGACUGAUGAUCAAGACCUUCACUUAAACUCAUUGGACUAUAUGCCUAUCACCUUGAAGUACUUCCGAGAUGAGGGAACCGAGUUUCGUAAGCACUAUUGCACUGUUGCCGUAUGCUGCCCCUCUCGAGUUAGUCUCCUAACAGGCAAAAUGGCACAUAAUACAAACGUUACAGAUGUGAAUCCUCCAUAUGGUGGCUACCCAAAAUUCAUUCAACAAGGACUUAAUGAGGACUAUCUGCCUACGUGGCUUCAGGAAGCUGGCUAUAAUACUUAUUAUACCGGGAAGCUGAUGAACGCCCACUCUCUCCUGACUUGGAAUGAUCCUCUCCCCGCUGGUUGGAAUAGAACAGGCUUUCUGAUCGAUCCUGGAACCUAUACCUACUACAAUACUUGUUGGCAAGCGGACCAAAAUCCUCCUAUCUGGCGAGCUGGGGAAUAUAAUACAGAUAUUGUCGCAGACGCAUCCUUGAAAUUCCUCGACGAAGCCUCGAAGAGUGACCGACCAUUCUUUAUGGGAGUGGCUCCUAUCGCCCCUCAUACAGAGGUUGAAUUCCUACAAAGUCAACCCCAACCACUAGCCAGGUUCAUCCCUCCGGUCCCGGCCAAACGACAUGAAGGUCUGUUUGCAGACGCGAUUGUCCCAAGAGGCCCAAGUUUCAAUCCCGAAGAAGUUCAAGGAGUUAACUGGAUCUCCGAUCUGCCUCGAGCUAACCAGACCGAAGUCGAGGGGAACGAUGAAUUUUACCGAGAUAGGCUCCGAUCCUUACAAUCAGUUGACGAGCUUGUUGGAGGCAUAGUCGAUAAGGUCGAAAAACUUGGCCUCUCUGAUAAUACUUAUAUAAUAUUCACGAGUGAUAAUGGCUUCCAUAUGGGCCAGCAUCGUCUAAAGCCAGGCAAAUCACUAGCAUAUGAAGAAGACGUUAACGUACCUUUCCUAGUCCGAGGACCGGACGUUCCGAAAAGCCAGUUCAUUGAUUUUACAACCUCUCACACCGACAUAGCGGCCACUAUCUUCGAUCUGGCAAAGAUUCCUCUCCGGGCCGAUUUUGACGGUAAACCAAUACCAUUAACGCUAUCGGCGAUGGAAAAGGCCGGUAAAUUGCCAGGUCAUGAUCAUGUUAGUAUCGAAUACUGGGGUCUCGCUGCCGCUGAGGGCUUUUUCGGUUCUAAUGGUCCGAUGGGCAGCGUUGACGUUUAUGACAAUAACACUUAUAAGGCAAUGCGCAUCGCUGGUCCACGGUAUGACUUACUCUAUACUGUAUGGUGUAACAAUGUUCACGAGUUGUAUGAUAUGAAGUCUGAUCCUUACCAGACGAAAAAUAUCUACUACAGCAAUGCCAGACUCUGCGGCGGUAAUUCGGUUGAAAAGGUUACCUCGCGCCUUGAUGCUCUAUUGAUGGUCACCAAGUCCUGUAAGGGCGAAGGAUGUAUCACUCCAUGGAAGGCUUUGCACCCAGGUGGAGAAGUACAAAACCUUGCGCAGGCUCUUGCACCGCAGUACGAUGAGUUUUAUAACUCACAGGCGAAGAUCAGCUAUAGUUCAUGCGAACCGGGGUACAUAAUUGCGGCGGAAGGACCCCAGGAGGUACUCGCCUACCAUCUCGGCGACUAG